Molecule: messenger RNA, 2464 nt
Organism: Nylanderia fulva
Lineage: Eukaryota; Metazoa; Arthropoda; Insecta; Hymenoptera; Formicidae
Gene: Dus3
Product: Dihydrouridine synthase 3
Biological process (GO): tRNA processing
Molecular function (GO): RNA binding; flavin adenine dinucleotide binding; tRNA dihydrouridine synthase activity
Source: RefSeq, a predicted model, not a curated record
CUUCCUUCCAUCAAUUUCACUUCCACAUCCGCAAAGAACACAUGCAAGAUUUUCACGAUGAAAAAUCUGUAGAAGUGUAGAAAUUUAACCAAUUCUAACCUAACACUGACCUAACCUAAUCUAACCCUGUCAUAUAAGAGAAUAAGAGCUGGAAAAAUGUGCGCAACUUUCGAUAUACUCUCGUCAAAAUUAUCUUAAAAAAAUAACGUGAACAAAUUUCAAAGAAUUAAAUGUUCGUAUGCUCCUGAAAUGUCCUGAAUCUUUGCAUUUGUUCGAUCUACAAUCAAAAAGUAGAAACACGUGCGAAGAAAUGGCGUGUCACGACGAAAAGUGCGGAGACUGCUUAUUUGAUUCUGGCGAGGAUAAGGAUAAACAGAAGGGCGUUUGUCUUCUAAAAAAAGAAUUUAUUAUCGAGGAUCAUGUGAGACAAUUAAAUGAGCAACGCUUGACGGAGACAGAUAAGAAAAUAUCUGUGAAUGCAAGCACAGAAGAUGCAGAUCCACUAUCAUAUGAUGAAAUACCUGUUAAGAAACCUAAACUGGAGGAUAAGAAUGAGAAACUCAGGGGUCAAAAUAAGGCUAGACCAGUUCCAUUUAAAAUUGCCAGAGAAUUGCAUCUAUGUCCUUGGAUUGCGGAUCAAACAGUAGAUGAGUCUGAAAAAAAAUGCCUGAAUCAGCGCUGCACAUAUCUCCAUGAUCGAAAAGAAUAUCUGAAAAUCAGACCAAGCGACAUUGCUGAAGAAUGUCAUCUUUUUAAUUUGGCCGGCAAGUGUCCGAGAGGAAUCACGUGUAGAAUGGGCUCGCGACACAUAACCGAGGAUGGUUUUAACAUUAUUGACGAGAAGAAAUUUGAGGAAUAUACAAACCGCCCGCCACCCAUAAAAAAUCACUUAUCCAAAGAUCUACAAAACAAAUUACGCAAACGUAACUUUAACUUUUCCAAGGCAGAGACAAUUGUCAAAGUUAACGAUCCAUCUAAGAACAAGACACAACUAAAUAAUUCAGAUAAUGAAACAGACAACAAAACAAAAAUAAAUAAUUUUAAUAACUGUAAUAACUCGUGUGAUGAUACAAAAGAAUUGAAGCUCGGACCCGUGGAUGAUAGUGAUUUAAUUAAAUUACGACAGGCGGAGAAGAAGAGAAUCGACUGGAAUGGCAAAAUAUUGUUGAGUCCUUUAACCACAGUGGGCAAUUUACCGUUUCGAAGGAUCUGCAAAGAGUACGGGGCUGACAUCACUUGUGGCGAAAUGGCAUUGGCACCGAAGAUACUAAAGGCGGCACAGGAGGAGUGGGCCUUGGUAAAGCGACACGAGAGCGAGAAUAUCUUCGGGGUGCAGCUCUGCGGUAAUAAUCCUGGAGUACUGACUCGAUGCGCCCAAUUGUUGAACCAGGAGAUCGACGUGGACUUCAUCGAUUUGAAUCUCGGUUGUCCGAUUGACCUAAUUUACAGAAAGGGCGGUGGUAGUGGUAUGCUUAAUCGACUGCAUGUACUCGAGAGCGUGGUAAAGUCUAUUAGUCAAGUGUUGGACAUACCGUUAACUAUUAAGACCAGAACUGGAAUUUACAUAGAUAAACCGAUCGCACAUCAGUUAAUGCCGAGGUUUCGAGACUGGGGUGCAUCUAUGAUUACUAUUCAUGGCAGGUCCCGUGAACAAAGAUACACGAAACUAGCCAAUUGGGAGUACAUAGAGAAAUGUGCUGUGGCGGCGCAGCCGAUACCCGUGUUCGGAAAUGGCGAUAUCCUCUCCUUCGACGACUACCAACGAAUGAGAAAGAUCUGCGGUUCAGUGCAGGGAGUCACUAUCGGACGUGGAGCAUUGAUUAAGCCGUGGAUCUUCACCGAAAUAAAGGAAAGAAAAUUGAUCGAUAUAUCAAGCGGCGAGAGAUUUGAUAUUCUCAAAAAGUAUGCAAAUUACGGCCUUGAACAUUGGGGAUCCGAUACACGUGGCGUCGAAACCACCAGAAGAUUUAUGUUGGAAUGGAUCUCUUUCCUUCACAGAUAUAUCCCGGUUGGAAUUCUAGAGAGACCGCCACAAAGAAUUAACGAGAGGCCGCCCUUCUACAGAGGCCGCGAUGAUAUGGAGACAUUGAUGGCCAGUUCCAAUUGCGCAGAUUGGGUGAAAUUAUCCGAAAUGUUACUCGGAAAAGUGCCUGAUGGAUUCCAUUUUUUACCAAAGCAUAAGGCAAAUUCGUGGAAAUAAAAUACAUUACAGAAAGAAAUUAUAAAGAAACAUUGUCGAGUCGAAUGAUAUUGUACAAAUUUUCACAACAUUAUGAAAGAAAAAGGAAUUUUUUACGAUAAAAUGUGAAUAUUUGUUAUAUUUCAUUCACAUAUUUGCUUUUGUAAUACAAUAAAUAAAUAUUUUUGAACAAGACUUUGCUGCAAAUAUAUGCGAACGACGAAUCUUCGCUAUACUUUUGCAUUAUAUAGCGAAAAUUUACUAAUAUACGAAUUUACUAUUGAA